Messenger RNA from Sitodiplosis mosellana (orange wheat blossom midge), 2213 nucleotides. RefSeq lists its product as uncharacterized. The record is from RefSeq and is a predicted model, not a curated record. The transcript is spliced from 3 exons. The coding region runs from base 1 to 1893 and encodes 630 amino acids. Lineage: Eukaryota; Metazoa; Arthropoda; Insecta; Diptera; Cecidomyiidae.
AUGGUAACCAGGCCCGUGAUAUUUGUGUUGAUAGUUUUCAGUGCAUUGAUUGUAAUAUCCGACGCAGGACGUUUCGGUGGCGGUCGAAGUUCUUUUGGCGGAGGUAGUAGAAGCCGUGGUUCAAGUUCCAGUUCGAGCCGGGGCGGCUUCUUGAGUUUGUUUAGAUCCAAGCCAAAGAGCAGUUCGAGUGGAAGCUAUCAUCCCAGUUCAUCACAUAUAUCGUCUUCAAGCAAUCAUCAUUCGACGGGCACUUCGCACGGUAAUAUUGGAGGAUGGAACACAGGAACUAGUAGCUAUCCGAAGCAAACUUUUGGCACAUCUAACAGUGGCAGUCACAAUACAUAUAGCUCUGGCACAUCCGGUUCUGGUAGUCAUAGCACUCCAUUUGGCUCAAACUCUGGAUAUGGAUCGCACACGUAUACGGCCAAUAAACCUCCACCAUACACGCCCACGAAUCAACAUUACACACCGUCAACGCAACAUCAGACUCAUGCCACCAAUGCUAAUUCAUGGAAUACACUAUCAAAAACCGGAUCUAAACCUCCUUAUCCAACACAAAGUUUUCAUCAAGGUUCCAAUGUUCAUGCACCUAGCGCUCCCCAUGCACCAAGUGCACCUCAUUACCCAAGUGCACCUCAUUACCCAAGUGCACCUCAUUACCCAAGUGCUCCGCACGCACCAUCAGCGCCAGCUGCUUCAAACAUUGGAUGGAAAGUCACACCGAAUACGGGCACUAGCCACAGCUCAAUAGCUGGACAAACGGCUCAUCAAAACACACACUCUGGAUAUGGAACAUCGAGCCGUUCAAAUUCAGGAUGGACUCAGCCCAGUCAAACCGUGACGGCAAACAAAAAUUGGCAAACAGCAUCAUCACCUCAUGGAUCUACCAGCCAUGCGGAUUAUCCUCGGCAACAGUACCACCCAACGCAACAGAAUUCAUUUGGGUCGGCAUAUCAUCCGCAGCCAAAUCAGCCGCAUGUCGUCAACAAUUUCAUAACAAAUAAUCACCAAACACAUUUCGGCAGUCCGGGCGUUCCAACUUACUACAGCACUCCUCAUUUUGCUACUUAUCACAGCUAUCCAACCUACUAUACCCCAUUCCCAGGCUAUUCGCCGGUUAGUUCAUUCGGUCUUGGUUUGGCGUUAGGCAGUAGUUUGGGCCAUCAUCAUCACUACCACGAUUACUAUGACCGCCCAAGUACCUAUCAUUAUUAUCAUCAUCAUACCUACAGCGGCAACAGCAAUAACAAUAAUGGCGACGGCGGCGGUGGUGGAGGCGGAGGCAACGGCAAUGCCAACAAUUUUAAUAACAACAAUAAUGGAAAUAAUGGUAACGAUAAUGCCGCGAACGGAAACAUUCCUAACUCGAACAUUUACAAUUCGGGGCAGAAUGGAAAUUUGAACAGUGGAAAUGCGAAUAAUUUAAAUAAUAAUCCAAAUCAAAAUAUGCAAACCAAUCAAAAUGGUACGUUCAGUGAGCCAGUAUUUGGGCAAUCGACGGCACCGGUUGUGUAUAGCAUAUCGGGUCAAAGCAAAAGCGAUGAUGCCGAUUCAACGGAAAUUGUUUUUACAAAUCCGUAUUUAAUUGUUGGCGUUGAAAAUAUGCUGUUGUACGGUGAAUUUCAGGAUGAGCAAGAUAUCUUAAUUGUUAUUGAACAAGAUAGUGAUGGUCUUGAGCCGUAUCCAUGGAAUCGCUGGUAUCCAAUAGGAGAGACAAAUGCAACAAGUUCAACUGAUGAAACGACCAUUGCCGAUAAUGAUUCACAUGACAAGACAACUGAAAUCAAUACAACGACCAUCAAAACUGAUAUGGUGGUCACAUCGACAGCUCAGCCAACAAAUACAGAUAGCAUAACCGGAGUACCGUUGGCUCCACUACCAGCUGUGAAUUAGGGACACAUAUUAUUAACUUAAUUGAAUUGUCGUUGUAUGUUUUAGUCUUGUAAUUUUUCGCUUUUCUCGAUUCACCAAUACAUGCAUGGCUGGUUGUGUUUUUUUUUUGCACAAUCAAAUCUACAAUGGAACAACAUUAUCUUCUGUGUUGUUGUUGUUGUCGUUCAACGAAUUGAAAAAUAGUAUGCGAACCACGUUUGCAAGGAGAACGAAUAUACAUCAUUUGCAUUGAUUUGGUUGGUGUUAAAGUUUAUUUCGUUUGUUAUUAUUGAAUCAAAUUGACAAAAAUAAAAUGCAAUCACUUGCAAAAGAGAUUUCAA